UUCGGAUAUUUGUUACUAUCAGGCAGUCGCGGAUGUUAGUGUCGUUCGGUCUUCAGAUCUGUCAUGAUACCUAUAAUUUAUCUGACGUUGUUCUGUUCAGUUGUGACGUUCGUUCUAGGCGGUUCAAGCAACAGUUCGACUCCGUUUCUGCUCGGCGAAGAGGAUGGCCUGUUGACGGUACCCCAGCUGAUUAGGAAGUAUGGCUACGAAGUGGAAGAACACCUGGUCCGAACGGAAGAUGGAUAUCUACUGACGAUGUUUAGGAUUCCGGCCCGAAGACGAAAACGUAGAAAGCAUCCGGUUUUCAUGAUGCAUUCACUGUUUAGUAGUAGCGCCGAUUACGUAGCGAUCGGUCGAAAGCAUGGUCUAGCCUAUCUGCUAGCCGAUCGUGGUUAUGAUGUGUGGUUGGGAAAUGCUCGCGGUACUCGCUACUCGCGAAGUCAUGAACGAUACAGCGUCAGUUCGUUGCAGUUCUGGGACUUUAGCUUCCACGAGAUUGGCUUCUAUGAUAUUCCGGCGUUUGUGGAUUACGUCUUGGAACAUACGGGAACUCGCCGGCUUCACUAUGUCGGAUUUUCGCAGGGAGCAAUGACAAUUUUUAUAGCUUUAAGUGAUCGACCGGGAUUCAGUGAUAAGAUUGUCGAACUGCAGGCUCUGUCCCCCGCUGUCUACAUGUAUCGUAGUUUAAGUGUUUUCGUUAAAUUUUUGGUGUCGGUAAUACAACAUCUAGCGGAUGCGUUGAACUCUGUACAAAUGUACGAGUUCUUGCCCUACUUUGAGAAGCAGUACUUUUUCUACCAGUGGCUAUGUCCGGCACCGGCACAAACUUUCUGCCGGGCGUUGAUCUACGAUGUAGUCGGGGCCAAUCCGAGUCAGUUGGAUGUGAAAACGGUGAGGAUCUUUCUGGGACACUUUCCAGCGGGUGCUUCUGUGAAGCAGGUACAACACUAUGCGCAGAUCAUUCGGGACGGUAUCUUCCGGCAGUUCGAUUACGGUGUUGCGGGUACUAAUUUGCAACGGUAUGGAAGUGUGCAGGUUCCCAGGUAUAACUUGUCCCGGGCCACGGUUCCUGUGAGGACCUACUUCGGGUACAAUGAUCACGUGGUCAACUAUCUCAAUGUACUGCAGCUGGAGCAGGAACUGCCGAAUGUCGUGGGAAGCUUUCCGGUGUCGGAUAAACGGUUCAGCCAUGUUGAUUUCAUUCUAGCUAAUAGUGUAAAGGAAGUGCUUUAUGACGAAGUUAUUAAGAAUGUGGAAAAGGCGGAAGCUGUUUGAGGAAGAUUAAUA
Molecule: messenger RNA, 1287 nt
Organism: Topomyia yanbarensis
Lineage: Eukaryota; Metazoa; Arthropoda; Insecta; Diptera; Culicidae
Product: lipase 1-like
Exons: 3
Coding region: 64-1275 (403 amino acids)
Biological process (GO): lipid metabolic process
Molecular function (GO): hydrolase activity, acting on ester bonds
Source: RefSeq, a predicted model, not a curated record